AUGAUGCUAAAUAAAUUACGUUUUUUUGGAACCAAUUUGUUCAAAUUCAAUAAACUUGCUUCAAAUCAAUUACAAGCUAUUUAUGAAAAAUUGGAAUAUUUGGACGAAAUCGACAACUUAGAGUUCGACGGCUCCAUCUUGAACAUCCAGUUUCACAACAAUAAGUUUAUCCUAAUCAACAAACAUGAACCGUCUCAAAAGUUAUGGUACUCCUCAUUUUCAGGCCUGGACUACUUUCAAUAUCAAGAUGAUAAGUGGAUAUCUACUCGAUCAGGAUUGUGCAUGUUUAACAUAUUAUCAAAUGACAUAUACAAAGCGGUUGGAGUAGACAUUAAGUUCAAAUAA
Theileria parva strain Muguga is the source of this 345-nucleotide messenger RNA. RefSeq names its product Frataxin-like domain protein (gene cyaY). Lineage: Eukaryota; Apicomplexa; Aconoidasida; Piroplasmida; Theileriidae. The record is from RefSeq and is a predicted model, not a curated record. Gene Ontology annotation, cellular component: mitochondrion. Bases 1 to 345 code for a protein of 114 amino acids. Gene Ontology annotation, molecular function: ferric iron binding; ferroxidase activity; iron chaperone activity. Gene Ontology annotation, biological process: iron incorporation into metallo-sulfur cluster; intracellular iron ion homeostasis. The transcript has 4 exons.